This is a messenger RNA of Rattus rattus (black rat), 3000 nucleotides long. It is a transcript of the gene Eny2, whose product is annotated as ENY2 transcription and export complex 2 subunit. The transcript has 5 exons. The record is from RefSeq and is a predicted model, not a curated record. Gene Ontology annotation, molecular function: transcription coactivator activity; chromatin binding. Gene Ontology annotation, biological process: poly(A)+ mRNA export from nucleus; positive regulation of DNA-templated transcription; regulation of transcription by RNA polymerase II. Gene Ontology annotation, cellular component: nuclear pore; DUBm complex; SAGA complex. Bases 148 to 453 code for a protein of 101 amino acids. NCBI's taxonomy places the organism in Eukaryota, Metazoa, Chordata, Mammalia, Rodentia, Muridae.
CCGGAAAUGCGUGGUCUAGCUUUCUGUGUGCUUAGGUGCCCGAGCUACUGAGGGUCUAAGUCCGGGCAGCUGAAGAGUGUGGUAGGUAACGGUCGUCAGCGCAAGGGUCAUUUCGUCGCUGGGAAGGGACGGCCCUCGCCCGCGGUGAUGGUGGUUAGCAAGAUGAACAAAGAUGCGCAGAUGAGAGCAGCGAUUAACCAAAAGUUAAUAGAAACUGGAGAAAGAGAACGCCUCAAAGAGUUGCUGAGAGCUAAAUUAAUUGAGUGCGGCUGGAAGGAUCAGUUGAAGGCACACUGUAAAGAGGUAAUUAAAGAAAAAGGACUAGAACACGUUACUGUUGAUGACUUGGUGGCUGAAAUCACUCCAAAAGGCAGAGCCCUGGUACCUGACAGUGUAAAGAAGGAGCUCCUACAGAGAAUCAGAACAUUCCUUGCUCAGCAUGCCAGUCUUUAAGGGGGAAUUAGAAUGUGCUGGUCUGUGGAUUUAUUUCUGAAAGUAAAACUUGCCAUAAUUAGAAAUUGAUUUCCCAAAAUAAAGUCCUUUUUUGUAUGAUGGUAUACAGUUUUCAGUAAUGAUGUAUACAUUGUAUUGAUUUUUUCCCUAAAUGUGUUAUUUUAAUAAAUAUCUCAUGAAUAAGCUUCAAUUUUUUAUUUUAAAAUAAAUGGGACUCUGUUUAUUACUGAUUGCCUAGAAAUGUUGAGAGAAAUAUGCCAGCAGUUAUUAUAAUCCAGUAUUUAUAUGUGUGAUUCUCUGUGCUAACGUCUGAGGCGCCUUUCUGGGUUGUCUACAUAUGGUUUGUUCUUUUGAAUCCUCACAUUUGAUAACUGUGAUGCUCCACCUUUGUACUGUAGGUCGUCUUAAUUUCUUACUUGUUACAAAUUCUGAGGGUUAGGACUGGGUCUUACUUAAUCUGUAUGUGCCUUCCUUAUGCUUCAAAGAAAUUACCAUCUAAUGGAAGACAGAACAUUUGCAAGCUGGCUGCACACCACAUUUUCUACUCAUCUGAACUUUGAAAGCAGAAUCUCUAAAUUGCAUCCCCAUAUACUGAGGUCAAGAAAGAACUUUAAUGGGAAAUAAUCUCUGCCAAUUAGCUUUACUCUGACAUCAAUCAGGAUUAAGAGAUCUAACGGACUCUUGUCUAAUAAUGUGACCUUUGACGCAGAGUGAUUAUGUUGACCACUUGGAACUUUGCAUCCCCUUCCUCACACUGCUUUUCCUACCAUAGGAACUUUCUGGUAUUUUGUGGAGUACUUUUUGCUGUAUGUAACUAUUAAGUAAUGUUUCGUUGGACUUUAUCUUGAGUCCUCUGGCUAACAGUAUGCUUUCCCUGGUUGAGUCCCAGGCAGUGAGUCUGACCAUGCUUCAGAUAUCAACAGAUACAUGUUGAACACUCACAGCCAGACUUAUUUCUAGCCUCACUGCCCAUGUACCCCAACAAUGGGUCUGCUUCCUUGGAUAUUUCACAAACACCUUUAAAUGACCAUACUUUAAGUAGUAAGAUUCUCCCCUAAUAACUACCCAUGUUUUUAUUCCUUAUUCAUGGGGUUUCUCAGAUGUAGAUGACUCAAGAUGAAUAUUAAUGCUGUUUCCGAAGGUCGGAGGGAAGAGACAAGAUUACUUCUGAAACACCCAUAGUUUUGUGUUACUGCUGCUGAUUGAUUGAGGACCAGCUAUAAACUUGGAUUAUCCUUUCUGGCCCUCCUCAGCCCAAGUGAUUGCAAUGACUCCUCCGUGCCUCCACUAUCUUCCUCACCGUUUUUCUGUGUGGCCUUAGGAAAUUCAAGUCUGAUCAUUUUAUUCCCCCACUUGAAAUGUUUCAAUACUGAAUGAAAUUCAAACUCGGCAUGCUAGCUAGGCCCCUCUAAAUCUAGCAUGUAUUUAUCGCUCCAGUUUGUAAAAUCCCUCAACAUAUUAAAUUGUUCCAUUCCUCGGUACCUUUCAUCUAGGAAGCCCUUUAAGUCACCAUAUCACUACUUUCCCUUCAAAGUUCAGAUUGAGUUUUUAAAUAUUCUGAAACACCCAUGGUUUAAAUUCCUUGUCACUGAUUUAUUUUUGGAUUUUUGAGAUAGGCUGUCCCUGUAUAGGUCAGCCGGCCUCAAAGUCUGUCUCUGUGUAGCCCACACUGGCCUUGAGCAUGAAUCCUGAGAGUGGGGAGUACAGGGAUAUUAAUACAUGUGGAGGGAAGGAAACAAGUUCAUUAUAUGGUUCUCAUUUCUGAAAGAUGGGUAAGGCAAUGAAUGAACUAAGGGAGCAUUACAAGAUCACGUGACAAAAGUCCUACUAAAUGGGUACAGUUGAGAAAAGGGUUCAUUGUCCACACAAUGUCAUCGGUUUAAAUGUCAUUGAGUCAUUUACAUAACUAUAUUUGGGUCUCUAAAUAUGUACACAAAAUCUUGCCCAAGGUAAUAUUUUGUUUCAGUUUUAUAAUGUUCUAAAAUAUUGAUAAGAAUUUUCAUUUUGUUGCCAAUUAUGAAAAAAUUACUCUUACAUGGUACACAGAAAAUAGUAAAAAUAAGGGGUAGUUCUUCAUAAUUCUGUACAUAGAAACAAACCAAAAAGGCUUAUAAAGAUACUAUUUUAAUAUCCCAAAAGAUUUAAAAACGACAUUUGGAAAUUCCGUGACAAUGAGAAAAAUAGCUAAGUUGAAAAUACUUUGUAGAAAUUUAAGGUAAGAGCAUAAUUUUUUUUUCUUUUAGUGUUAUUGGGGCGGGGUGUUGUUUUGGGUUUUGGUUUUUGGUUCAUUUUGAGACAGGGUCACAUGUAGUCCAGGCUUUCCCUGUACUUGCUAUGUAGCCUAGGUAAGCCUUGAAUUCCUGAUCCUCCUACCUCUACCUCCCAAGUGCUGGGAUGACAGGUGUGUGCCACCUCUGGGGCCCAUAACAGCCUAGAUUUAAAACACUGCUAAGACUCCCUACCACCUUUCUCUUUGGCAUCUUAAAAAUGUCUUGUAGAUUGAAUCUAGAAUCAUUGGUAUUUGUAAAUAAAUCAACUUUGUGAACA